UAUUUUCUUAACGGAUAUCCUUCACUUGCCCAAUUCGUCGCGAGCGACCGCGACAAGUCAACAGCCGUGUUUCGCAGAUUCGAUAGGCUCUCCGCCCGGAACCUGCUGUAUCUGCAAAGCGAGCUAGCAGAAUUGGAAACAAAACAAGACGCUUUUGACCGGGCCGAUGGACUAGAUGAUUUACAUACCAAGCAAUGCGCUAGGAACUGGGAACAUCUUAGGGAACGAGCGAGGACAGGGGCAAAGGAGACCGAAAGAGUACAACUCGCACUGGAGAUCAGAGCCAAGCUGAAAGAAUAUCGUGAAGCCCUCUUGUUCGAGAACACUUUACUAUCGCUUGAUCCGCCCUCGCAACGAGUCUUGCAAGCUUUACGGAAAAAAUUCCAUAACGUCACUCCUGGCGACCCCGAGGGUUGGCCAACACUAGGGGGGGCAAGUAGUAGUAUCUACGAGGACGGAACAGACCUGAUAGCACUGCGAAGGCCACCUCAUCAAGACCGUAUGACUGCUUUUGUACGAGAACGAUUAGGAAUAUUCUUU
Mytilinidion resinicola is the source of this 540-nucleotide messenger RNA. RefSeq lists its product as uncharacterized. The transcript has 2 exons. The record is from RefSeq and is a predicted model, not a curated record. The annotation marks the transcript as partial. Lineage: Eukaryota; Fungi; Ascomycota; Dothideomycetes; Mytilinidiales; Mytilinidiaceae.